Messenger RNA from Mesorhabditis belari, 210 nucleotides. The record is from the annotation of a GenBank genome assembly. NCBI's taxonomy places the organism in Eukaryota, Metazoa, Nematoda, Chromadorea, Rhabditida, Rhabditidae.
AUGGAUGAAAGAUCAAAAACCGGAUGUGACGAGGAUCCGAAUAUCUUGAUCCCACACUCCUCAAAUUCUGUCCUCGAACGCAGCAGAAGCACAAGAAGCACAACUUUCCAAUGUUUCCAAUGGAUCGCUAGAGAAGAGCCUGGACAUUUGUCCCCAAUGAAGUGCCUUCACUCCAACUCAGCAACUCCAAUAGGGCUGAGAUAUUUAUAC